AUGGCCGCCACAGACGCAGCUCCUCCACAAACAGAGGAAACACCAUGGUAUGCCGCAUUUCCGGCCCCCAAGCUUAAGGCCGACGUUAUCUCCCGUACCGAAAUUCUCAAGUGGCUUCCCAACAAGCCUGCAACGCUAGACUUCGUCCUGGUUGACGUACGACGGGCUGACCAUGAGGGAGGUACCAUUUCAGGGUCCUUAAACCUACCCGCGCAAAGCUUUUAUCCCUCUCUUCCAACUGUAUAUUCUAUUCUCAAACAAGCAAAUGUGAAGAAAGUGAUAUUUUACUGUGGCUCGUCAAAGGGUCGCGGAACCCGUGCCGGAGGAUGGUUGGCUGACUAUCUCGCGGAACAUGACUCCACGGGGAUGCAGAGUCUGGUUCUUGAAGGUGGAAUUAAAGGCUGGGUAACAGCUGGAGAGGAAUAUGUGAAAUAUGUGGACGGCUAUGAUGAGGCAGUCUGGAAGAAGCUGGGCGUGCUUUAG
Messenger RNA from Coccidioides posadasii C735 delta SOWgp, 483 nucleotides. RefSeq lists its product as uncharacterized. Gene Ontology annotation, molecular function: protein tyrosine phosphatase activity. Gene Ontology annotation, cellular component: cytoplasm; nucleus. NCBI's taxonomy places the organism in Eukaryota, Fungi, Ascomycota, Eurotiomycetes, Onygenales, Onygenaceae. The record is from RefSeq and is a predicted model, not a curated record.